Molecule: messenger RNA, 1098 nt
Organism: Helianthus annuus (common sunflower)
Lineage: Eukaryota; Viridiplantae; Streptophyta; Magnoliopsida; Asterales; Asteraceae
Exons: 1
Coding region: 1-1098 (365 amino acids)
Source: RefSeq, a predicted model, not a curated record
AUGGCUGCCUGGAUGCAGCAGCCAAUUGCCUUUCCUCCCAUUAUCUCCGAAGAAAUCAAAGACGGACCAAUCAUCGUAUCUGCAGUAAUCGCCGGUCACAAGGUCCGGAGAGUUUAUGUCGAUAGCGGAAGUGCUACAGAGAUUAUGUAUCAACAGUGUUUUCAAGAGUUAGCUCUGCAAACCAAAGCGAAACUAAUACGGGUCUCCAUGCCUCUAGUAAGCUUCUCCGGAAAAAUUGUACAGCCCAUCGGGCAAAUCACUUUGCCUACCACAAUGGGGGAGGGAAGCAUGGUCCUAACCGUUAAUUUGACAUACCUAGUGGUAGGUGCAAGGUCCGUUCACAACGUCAUACUUGGGAGACCGGGCAUGUGCGCUUUUGGUAUCAUCAGCUCCACCAUUCACGGCUCUCUAAAGUUCCCCACCGAAGCGGGGAUCGCAACACUGCACUCUGAGUCAACGAUCUGCGUAGGAGAGGUGCGACAAAGUAAAAUCGACGUUCCACAUCCGAACCCUCUUACAGAAGAAUGGGCCGUACACCCGCACUUCCCAGAACAAAAAAUUGCAGUUGGGGCUCAACUUCUAGAACGAAUCAAAAAGAAAUUAUGGAAGCUGUUAUCUAAUUCACUCGAUGUAUUUGCAUGGCAAACCUCUGAUAUGGUUGGAGUACCUCGGUGCUUGGCCGAACACAAGUUGAAGGUGUCGCAUUCGGUAAAACCGGUGGCUCAAAGAAAAAGAAAUAUGGCCCCAGCCCGAAACAAGGCUAUCUCCGAGGACGUGCGGAAGCUACUAAGUGCCGGAAUCAUCAGGGAAGUACGGUACCAGACAUGGGUCUCUAAUCCAGUAAUGGUAACAAAGAAAGAUAAGACUUGGAGAAUGUGCGUCGACUUCUCCGAUCUAAACAACGCUUGUCCGAAGGAUUGCUAUCCUUUGCCAGAGAUCGAUUUAAAAAUUGAUUCUCUUUCUCGUUUCCGCCUCAAAUGCUUUUUGGACGCAUAUAAAGGUUAUCACCAAAUCCAAAUGGCUUUGGAAGACGAAGACAAGACCGCGUUCAUAACAAACGAGGGCCUCUUCUGUUAUACUAAAAUGCCAUUCGGAUAA